CCAGAGGUCGUCAACUCUCGGAAACGAAGGAAGGAAGCUAUUAUGAAGAACAAGGAGCUCUUGUUUCAGCCGCAUGCUAGGCGACAUAUUUUACCGAAUGCAUCUCACUUUGCACUACCAACUGGGCUUGAACAGGGAAGUAAGUAUUUCCUUUACAAGAAAACCUAACCAUCUCUAACAAUGUCAGCCCGACUUCUGGCUUCUGUAACAUUUGUGCUGAUCAUGGGCAGCGCCAUCGUCAUCAUCCACGAUCGUACAAGACACUUGACAGCGAGGUCUAGUCGCCUAGGUAACGACGGCGUUUUCACGGAGACGACAAUGGACACUGGGGAUGAUGAUGUCCCAAAAGCUGCCGGCAAUUCGGAGUCAAAUGCCGCAGCUUUCCCUCUUUUUGUCAAAAGUGAGACAGAUGAGAAGAAUUCUUUCCAGAGUUUUGCUGGUGAAGAUGAUUUCAGUCUAAUUAUGAAUAAUCUAAAUGCCGCUUUGAAGGAAAAGGUUAUGGAACGAGAACUAGUGGAGGCAAGAAGAUCGGCCAGAAGACGACGUAGUGUGGAUGAUGCAGGUUCCUCCCAACUGACUCACCUGACCGUCGCCUUGAAAGCACUGGAGUCAGAAAACACCCAACUGAAAGCCACCGUCAAGGAGCUCCAAGGAGCGAGCAGGAAAUUCAUGGCCAAGGCGCAAGAGAUCGAGACGAAGUCCAACUUGGCCAUCUCGCAGCAGAUGACGCAGGCAGCUGCAGCACAUCAGCAGCAGCAGCUGGCGUUAGGACAGCUGCAGCUACAGCUCUCGCAACUGUCCACAAAGACGAUGAAACUGCAGGACGAGAACGAGGCUCUUCGAACGCGGCUACAGAGCUUGACCUCUGACGUCACUGCGGGUGAGCGUCAACGGUCAGCCUUGCGCGAGAAGGUGGAAAUGCUGCAGCUGCAGGCGAGUGUUCUGGCAUCAAACGUGUCGGAAAUCAAGUCUGGCAGCACACAAACCGUUCCUCGUGAACCAGAAUAUUCGCUGGCGGGACGCCGUGUUCCACAAACAAAAUAAGCCUUACCUAUCUGUAUCCAGCCUUACCUAUCUGUAUCCAGCCUUACCUAUCUGUAUCUAGCCUUACCUAUCUGUAUCCUGGUUUCAGCAAAGCCAGUAUUUGUCUACGCAGUGAUAAGUCUGCCAGGAAACACUACCUAUCUGCUAUUGCUUGAAAAGCAAGUUGCAAACGUUUAUGUUUAAGCAAGGUUCAGAAUAUGGCUCAUUGAGCUGUUAACUCAAACUUAGCUAGUCUUAGUGCUUUAAUAUAAAAAUGAUUAAAAUAACUGAAAUUGAUAAAGAUAUUAUUUAUAGUAUUAAGUCCUUAAAAAGUAUUUUGAGUCUCAGAAAUAUUUUUGUUGAAUGAAAAAAUAUUAAAAGUUACAUAUACAUAUGUGGAAAAGUAUCU
Messenger RNA from Pomacea canaliculata, 1432 nucleotides. RefSeq lists its product as uncharacterized. The coding region runs from base 181 to 1044 and encodes 287 amino acids. The record is from RefSeq and is a predicted model, not a curated record. Lineage: Eukaryota; Metazoa; Mollusca; Gastropoda; Architaenioglossa; Ampullariidae. The transcript is spliced from 2 exons.